AGAUUUUCCGGUGCACUGUGGACAAACGAUGCGUUUCAAGUUAGCACGAACAAGCUGACGUUUAUUGACUUGGAAGUUAAGCUAAAAGACAAGGCUACAGUGUUUAAUAGGGUGAUACUUGGGCAGGUACGCCUACAGGUCGAAUUUUUGCCUAAAACUGUCGCACGGAACCUGCUUACAAUUUGACUUGUACUGUGUUACAGUCAAACAGGAUGUUCUCUUGCGAGCAACUUUGCAAUAUUGCCCCCACAAUAUUGCAAUUUUGAUAGGCAGAUUGCUCUGAGCAAAUUGCAACCGACACGAACAAAUUGCAAGUUCGAAAUUCACAAAAGAUUUGUAAACAAAGCCUCUGAUUGGAUUAUAAGAAAGGGGGAAGCCAAUCAAAUAGUCUGAGCAACUGGAUUGGUGCUUCCCCCUUUCUUAUAGUCCAAUCAGAGGUUUUGUUUACAAAUCUUUUGUGAAUUUCAAAUUGCAAUUUGUUCGCGUCGGUUGCAAAUUGCUCAGAGCAAUCUGCCCAUCAAAAUUGCAAUAUUGUGGGAUUGCAAUAUUGCUCGCAAGAGAACAUGCGGUUUGACUGUAAUCAAGCACACAACUCACCUACGUUGUAUUAGGUUGUGUGUUUGAUUUACACAGUACAACUCAAGUUGUAAGCAGGUUGCAUGCGACAGUUUUAGGCAAAAGUUGUGUAGUGUAAAUUGGUCUUUAGUAUUCAGUUUAUAUGAGAGCAUUUACUGUGUCUAGGUGGUGCUAUAUCUUUUUUGUCCGUUUCAAGACGGCAUGCAACAUAUUUCAUUUAACUCGUUUGUCGUACCGAACGUUUUCUAGGAACAAAGAGCUCAGAUAUAUCGCGCUUUCCACGAUUGGAUUAAAGAAUGCCACGAAUCUCAUGACAAGCAAGUAUGUAUAAAUAUUUCCAGUGUAAUUAGCGUUGACGUUUUUUAAUAGUUUCCAUGUAUGUACUUGUCAUAGUUUAGGACACAGUAACUAAAAUUUUUCAGUAAAAUUACUCAAAUUUAUGAACAAAUUUACCCAAUUGUUUGAAUAAAGUUUCUCUAAUAUAUUCAAUGUAUCUCUGACUGUGUUUUGUAUCGUUACUUUCUAGGUGAAGUUUUCCAACUUCAAAGGCACGGUAAAACGUACAGAGUUCGCCCAGAAACACCGUCAAACUCCGUGGGGGGCAUUUAACAGCAUUGAAUGGGAUGGCAAGAUAUUUAAAGUUGGAAACAUGGUAAGAUUCGUUCUCAAACAUCAUCAUCGCCAUCAUUAUCACUAUCAUGAUCAUCGUGAUUAUCGUGAUUAUCGUGAUCAUCAUGAUCACCAUUAUGAUCAUCAUGAUCAUGAUCGUCAUCAUCAUCAUGAUCAUUAUCAUUAUCAUCAUUAUCAUCGUUAUCAUCAUGAUCAUCGCUUAUCAUUAUAAUGAUGAUCAUCAUCACCAUCUCGUUUGUCCUCUUUCUCGUUUCUGAUUCCCUACGCUCCACAGCCCAUCUGACAAACUCCUUUUCCUCCAUUCGCUUCACGGGGCCAUACCAUCUUACUCUACUUUCUCCUAUCUUCUCUCUGAGUUCCACCACAUUCAAUUCCUUCCUUAUGUCUUGUUGAAUCCAUAUCCAACCCAGGAUCAUAACGGUAUUAAUGCAGACAACCCUGGUUAUGGCUUAUGUCAAUUUGUUUGUAGUAAAAUGCGAAAUUUCACACAAGUGUGUAAAUUCAGAUCACCAUUUACAAAAUCUAUCCCUUAGGUUUCAAUUCUAUUUUAGAUCAAAACGCAACGUAGUAUUCCCACUGUGUGUGGAACGAUUCAGAGAUUUCUGUUGUACGGAGAUUACGAAGGCGAUGUCUUUGCUACGGGAGGCGAAAUGGAGAUCAUCCAGGUAGUAAUAAUCAUAUUUAACAUUUAUACAGGAACCCUAAUCUGUUAUGGUUACAACUGUUAUCAACAAGGGUGCUAUUUUUAUUUCCUAAUUAAUGGAAGUAGUAAGGCUUCGUUGCUUUGGUGUUGAUCAAAGUUGCUACAUCCUUGUUAGUUUCUUUACGGCCAGAACAGUGUAUGAUAUGUCUUUGUUAAUUUGAAAGUAUAGACCUAUGUGUCGCCUGUGACUGGAAGGCAGGGAUUUCAUUCCUUUCUGGGAUUUUCACGCCCCUCAAUCUAGUUUAAAACAAGUCAGUUGAGUUAUCGACCUAUUUAACAGGUUGUCAGCAAUGCGUUGAAAAUUUGUCGAAAGGUUAGCGAGUCUACUGCAAUGCUACAGUAUAAUGAACAAGCUUUCGUUGCUAGGGAUGCAACUACCUGAAAAAUAUAAGGAGAAUUUCGACGUUUCGAGCGAAGGCCCUUUGUCUGGAGUUUCUAGCGACUCCAGACGCUAGUACUGUAACUCCAGACGAAGAGCCUUCGCUCGAAACGUCGAAAUUCUCCUUAUAUUUUUCAGGUAGUUCCAUCCCUAUCAACGAAAGCUGGUUCAUAUUAUUGACUCUACCUACACUGGUACAGACAGUUCGAGAUUUUAACGCUAUAACCGUACUAUAGUUGUAUCCAUGACAGUUUGGAAAUUUUCUAUGUUCGACGGUAUUCACGGACACUGUAUACCUAUUGAGAACCAAAACCACUCUAUUGUUUUAGGAACCAAAAUCUCUGUAUGGGGACAAAAGAGUCUUUCCACUUGCCAAGUUGGAUCGAAAUACUACGCCUGAUGGCUUGAAGAAAUUCAUCGCAGAGGAAGAGGCCAAGUAGGUUGCUGUAGACUUAAAUUCUUGAGCGUUUUUACCCCGGGUAAAAAAAAGGUUGGUAGUGCACCUAACACCAACCUCGUUACACCCACACAUUCCAUAUCACCUCUCCGCUUGUCACAUAAUUAUUUUAAUAAGCCGGUGACGGGAACAUCACACCUUCAUAUAUCCUCUAUUUUAUUCCUAGACUUCCAAGUAAACUGUUAAUCGAGUGGCCAAAUGGAGAUGAGAUGAUUCAAAACUCCAAAGUUCCCGCUGGAUCAACAAUUGGUAAGAAAUAUAUUCUGUGUGUCACUCUCUGAGAAUUCUGGUUUCUCAACGUUUGGUCACACUGACCGGCGUGCUUACCUACGUAUCUUAUCGUUCAUUGUUUUCAGGUGACAUCAAGGUAGAUAUUCUGAAUGGCAAGGGAGAAUCGAUCAGUAAACUCCCAGGUGAUCGAGGGAAACGACUGCUUGUUGAAAUGAAGGUCAUUUGGCAUGGUGAGUGUCUAUCGUGUACGCCAUACUAUUGUAUACCAUAAAAUAUCAUACCAUACCAUUUCAUACUAUACUACACUGUACCAUACCAUCAUACAUACCAUACCAUACCAUACCAUGCCAUAUUAUGCCAUACCAUACCAUUUCAUACUAUACUGUACUAUACCAUACCAUACCAUAAUACCCAUACCAUACCAUGCAGUACCAUACCACACAGUACCAUAUGACACAAUCUUCUGUUUCCCUAGACAAGGAAGGUGAUAAAAUCAUCACACAACAUGUCUGUCAACAUGGAGGCAAAAGUUGCAUACCAUACCAUACCAUACCAUACCAUGCAGUACCAUACCACACAGUACCAUAUGACACAAUCUUCUGUUUCCCUAGACAAGGAAGGUGAUAAAAUCAUCACACAACAUGUCUGUCAACAUGGAGGCAAAAGUUGGCCGUACUGGUUCAGAAAAUUCGGUAAAGGCAUUCAUAUAUACGAAGCAUUCAACUGACUCUUGCACCUAAAACACAAAAAUCGUGAACCAUUCCUUGACGGUAUUAUUCGUAUUUCUUAUAUUUUCCAGCAAACAUCACAUGUCUUGGUUCUCAUUCUCUUACCCUUCAAGUGAUUGCCAGUGACAGCAUGACCAACCUCCCGCCAAGCAGCUUUCCAAAAAACAAGAUCAAGUUCACUGUUACAGGUAUUGUACGAGUAAGCUACGGUGACACUAUACUGAGGCCGGUUGUUCAAAGAUGAAUUAGCGCUAACCCUGGGUUAAAAUUUAACCUGCUGCUUUACAGUAGUUUAUGUACUUCUGCACGUCUGUUUAUUUCAAAACUUCAGAGAAGAAAACUGCUACCGAGUCAGACAAGAUUUCCGAAGAAAUAUUUCCAAACUUAUAAGAUUUCUGAUUCCAAAGGUCGUAGAUUCGAUUCCCACCGUUGCCAGGCAUAUCUUUCAAGCUUGCCCGGUGUGGAUAAUACACUCAGAGUGACAUCACAAGCAUCAUAUUCACCUGAGUACAUUACACCAACAUAGAAAAAAAAGCAUUUUUAGGUUAACCUAGGGUUAAAAUACAAAACCAUAUAGAUACUCCGAAAAUUGAAAGCAUUUUGAAAAAUAAAUAAAAAGAAAGCAUUUUGAAAUAAAUUUUUGCUUUCAAUUUUCGGAGUAUCUAUUGUUUUGUAUUUUAUCAAAAUACUCAGUGGUUCCCGUAAUUCCUAGGGUUAAGCUAUCCAGCUUUGAAAAACUGGCCCUUAGAUAGGUUUCCGUAGCGGCGCGAAAAAGCACCUGUCCGAUACGGAAUGUACAACUUUCAGAAGCUGAGCGAAACAACAUCUCUCCGUUGCAAUAAUUCCUCCGAAAAUAGCGUUCCUAAAAGGUACGGAUGGUUUCUUUUCACGUCGCUACGGAAAGCUAUCUGGUAUAGUAUAAACGUGGCCUAAGGUUUUCAAGGACCGCUAAUUUUUUUAAGUAUUUAAAUACAAGGCCGCAAAUUAUAUACGAAUUCCGAACUUGCUUCUAACGAAUACUUCCUCGACCAUGCUAUAUUUACAGAGGGCGACCCUGAGAAGUUUACUAUUGGAGUACUCGACAUCCCUUUACGUAUUGCAUCGCCUUUCCAGGUGAGGUUUUUGUUAUGCUCUUCAUCCUGUCCGUAUAAAACAGUCGGUUUUGUGUCCAUCUUUACGUAUAUAUUUAUAGAAACCAACAUCGGGUUGUUACAGGCAGGGGCGUAGACAUGUGGAUCUCCUCCCUCCCACUCUUCUUCUGGACCAGUAGACUUGCUGUCAGGUUGCAUUGAUACUGUUAACUCCUAUAGCUUGUUGUAUUUUCAACUUGUUUACAAGAUUGCUCCAAGCCUGUAGCUAGCAUGUUGUGUUGACAAAUGUUCUCUGCUGAUGUGACUGUUUUUUUUUUUAGAUCCCAUUAAACCUUCAGGAUAAUUUUGGCAACCCCACGAAACCAUCGGGCAAAUUCGAUGCUGAUUUAACGUCCAGGUAAAGAAGUACACGAGGACGUCAAUGGACCAUUUGCAUUAUAGACUAAAAUUUGAUCUCAACAAGUCUAGACAAAAAUUUCAUCACAGCUUGAAAGAGCAUCACAAAAUUAGUAAUAUUCCAAAGUUUCGUUGCGAAGUGUUGUAAAAUGCGGAUAAUAUAGCCUUGCGAAGUUUGCCGUUUUCAGUCAUUUUGUAUUACAAACGGGAAAUUCACAGCCCCAAAGAGCCCGAUCGGGUGUUGGGGCAUCAAUUUCCCGUUUGUAACACAAAAUGACUGAAAAUUGCAAAUUUCGCAGGGCUAUAUUAUCCGCAUUUUACAACAUUUCGCAACGAAACUUCGGAAUAUUACUAAUUUUGGGAUGCUCUUUCAAGCUGUGAUGAAAUUUUUGUCUAGACUUGUUUAGAUCAAAUUUUAGUCUAUAAUGCAAAUGGUCCAUUGAUUCAUAUGGUGAACGUAUUUCCGAUGGUGAACAUAUUUCCGUUAAAUUGCAGUUAAUAUUUUGUUAUUGCAAUUUGCUUUCGUUUUAGUGGUUUAGAAAUCACGCAUGAAGGAAUACAAACUAAAGGAAACGCCUUGAUAAUCAAAGAAGUCACAGUGCUUGGAAAUGUCCCAUCUCAUACGGGCAAGGUAGGCUAGAAGAAGAAAAUAAUAGGCAAUUCCCAUUGUAGACUUAUUUUUUAUCUUGGGCCAAAAAAAAAAAUGUGGGUUUCCGGUUUCUUCUUAUAAAAACUUAGGUAGGGUAGGUCGGUUUUAACUUUUUUUUUAAAACUUUUUUUUAAUUUUCCGAACAAGCGGACGCCAUUUUGCUUAGUCAGUGCUUCCACAUCCAAAGAUAAAUUUCCCUAAUAUUGCCUCAAAUUUCAAUUUUCCACAAACUUUUUCCUCUAAGUGGAAACACUUACAAGCAUGAUCCAACAAAAAAGUUUAGGGUCGGGAUUUCGACGUCCAAAAGCUAGGUAGGGUCGGGAAACCGGAAACCCACAUAUUUUUUUUGGCCUUGACAAAAAAGUAUAUUCCAGGAAAGAGCAUACUAAAAUGAGUACAAUUGCAAACUUUGGUUGCGAAAUGUUUGUAAAAUGCGGAAAAUAUAUAGCCUUGCAAAGUUCGCAAAUUUUGUAUACUUUUGUAUUGCGUGCGGAAAUUCCUACCACAUUUGGGCCGAAAAUGGUAGCAAUUUCCGCACGCAAUACAAAAGUAUACAAAACUUGCAAAGUUUGCAUGGCUAUGUUUUCCGCAUUUUACAACAUUUCGCAACCAAACUUGGCAAUUGUACUCAUUUUAGUAUGCUCUUUCUAGCUGUGGUGAUUUAUUUGCAUAUCCUUGUCUAAUUUUAAAAUUAGUCUAUAAUGGAAUUUAUCUAUUAACAGUUAUUCUGCAAACUCGAGGCGUAUAUGGGAUGAUAGCUGACGAGGUGCCUAGCACCGAGCAUCAACCAUAUAUACGACAACAGUGAGUAGAAUAACUAUAAAAGUAUACACCCCGUUUUGUUUCAGGAUUUCAAUAUAAAAGUGAGUCUUUCUGGAAUAGAUGAUCAACAGACACUUAAAAUCCGGCUGCAUCCAGGUACGUGAAGGAAAAAGUGUUUAAACGCAAGAGUAUACAAUUUCCUGGUUGAUACGUCAUCCUAUUUGGUACGCAUGCAAUCUGCUUACACAACUUGAGUUGCACUGUGGAAAUCAACAUACAACUCGUCUACGUUGUCGAAUUGUGUGCUUGAUUUACACAGUGCAACUCAAGUUGUAAGCAGGUUGCAUGCGACAGUUUUAGGCAAAAGUUGUGUAGUGUAAAUCGGUUUUUAAAACAACCAGACUAUGGUUGGUGGAUAUAUAACCCUGGUUAUGGAUUUAUAACCCUGGUUAUGGAUAUAUAAACCCUGGUUAUGGACAUUUAACCUUGGUUAUGGAUAUAUAACCCUGGUUAUGGUUAUAUAACCCUGGUUAUGGAUAUAUAUAACCCUGGUUAUGGAUAUAUAUAACCCUGGUUAUGGAUAUAUAACCCUGGUGAUAUGUAACCCUGGUUAUAUCAGGGUACCUGGUUUAUCCAGCUAACUCUGUUUUAUUGUAGGUCCGCCCAACGCCAUUGUUACGGUUCCUUCUGAUGAACAAAUUGAAAUAGAAAACGGUAAACCGCUGUCACUGUCUGUGCAGGUCAAAGACAAAGCAGGAAACUUAACUGUACAACCCAAGCUUAAUGUUGUCUGCAAGGUAACUGUUCGUGUAUAUCAUUUUAUUACAUAGCUCACGUUUUUACCCUACUCUAGAAAAAGGCUCUGGUCAACCCUGGCUGAACCCACGAUUGUGCAUUUGCGCCUGAAAAUAAAUUUUGUAUUGACCCAAACAAGAUUUCUGAAAAACAUUUUCAACGAUCAGCUAGCUGGCCCCAGUGGUGUUUAAUCGUGCCAUCUUGGGUAUUGAGAUGUUCCUGUUACAACUACGCUUAUCAGGGAUAAUAUUUUGCUCUAUCAGUUGACAGGUACGUCUGGUUUACCCACAUAUCUUGGCGACUGUAGUACCUCUGGAAAAGCCUCGCUGACUGGUGGCAAUGUCGUUAUCAACAACCUCGUUAAACCUACCAAACUGAAAGCCAAGAUUGAGUUGCAGGUAAAUAUUUCUUUUUGUUUUCAACGUGCUCUCGGGUUUAAUAAAUGACGUCAUUUUCACAUGUUUUUGAGGUGACAUUAUGCAUUUUUUGUGGAUGACGUCAUUUUUGUGGACGACGUCAUCUUUGUGCAUGACGUCAUGUUUUGUAAAUGACGUCAUAUUUUAGAGCGCUGGUACCAGAAAUCUUGUGUUCGAUUCCAAUCUCUUGCCCCAAGCCUGCGACAAACACCUUAUAAUACAAUCACAAUGAGGGCAACAAACCACCUUAUAAUAGUCUUUGUGCAUGACGUCAUGUUUUGUAAAUGACGUCAUAUUUUAGAGCGCUGGUACCAGAAAUCUUGUGUUCGAUUCCAAUCUCUUGCCCCAAGCCUGCGACAAACACCUUAUAAUACAAUCACAAUGAGGGCAACAAACCACCUUAUAAUACAAUCACAAUGAGGGCAACAAACCACCUUAUAAUACAAUCACGUGAUUAUUUCCAGCAUUUCAAAGACAUAACAGCGAUUGAGAAAGUGAUCAUGGUCAACCCCAGUUCUCGCGCGGCAGCUAUUGAAGUACACUGUACAAGACCCGGCGGGGAGAAAGGAAUAAAGCUGAGUAAUGAAGAUGAACUCUCGUGUGUGGCUGGAGAAACAAUCACAGGACUAAGUACGAGCUUUAUUUAACACUCUGUUUUUAUACAUAUUGCCUCCUAUACAUAUGUCUGAAUGUCGCGGGUCAACUCCCCCCCCCCCCCAUUCUCGUACCCACAGCCCUUCUUACGCGCGGUGCGACGAGUGGCUCUGGCCAAAUCCAUAACCGGAUACCAUAAAAACAUGGUAAGAAAACAAUAUCCGGUGUUAGAACUAGCCAAUCAGAUGCCAGUUCGAAAUAUGGAUUUGGCCAGAGCCCCUCGUCGCACCGCGCGUAAGAAGGGCUCUGGGUACGAGAAUGCUCCACCCCCCCCCAAUUUCAUUAAACUGCCGUGUCCUAGUUACCACUCUUCUGAUAAUGUAAGUAUAGAAUGAAACAAAAAUGACCAAGCAUAUUUACGUUCUAUGUGUGAGUGAAUUGAUAAGUCUCAUGCCUAGUUACCACAGUUCUGAUAAUGUAGGCAUAGAAUGGAACGAAGAUAACCAAGUAUUUAAAUUAUAUAUGUGAGUGAAUUGAUAACUCGCAUGCCUAGUUACCACUGUUCUGAUAAUGUAAGCAUAGAAUGGACAAAAGUAACCAAGCAUUUAAUUUUUUAGGCUUUAAGAUAUUUGAUGAGGGGAAAAGACAAUUGACAAUCGACAAUGCUUUGGCUGCAAAAAUUAAGGUAAUGUUUCUUGGUAAUUGACGGAUUCCUUGCAUCGUGUGUUCUAGUGCUCAUUAUUUAUUAACUAAAUAAUUCUACUGUUAGGUCAACUGGAUGAACAAAGUUAGUCGUGAUAUCAUCAAACAAGGAUUACUGCCAGACAUCAAGGUAAUAUAAGUAAAUCUCGUACCCUUCUGGGCUCUAUAGGUCUUGUGUGGUACAUACAUUCAGUUUAGGAGUUUUUAUUACUAAAUUAUUAAAGAGCAUUCUUUCAGGAUGUUGAGCAGCUGAUUCAAUAGGGUUCUGUACCGGGUGUCCCAAAAAAAAAAACUGGGACACUAUUUGAUUUCAUGUAACGUAAAAGCUAUAAAAGCUAUCGCAAUGAAAUGAUAAAGAUCAUUGCAUUCAGAAAGAACUGACUAGCAUUCUUUCAACCAUAUAUAUAUACGAGGUAUUUGUUAUUGUUCACCAGGCUCCAAAUACAGCGAACGAUACGAAAUUUUGUCAAGUUUCACUUGGUGCUGCCUUGGGAGUGGAAUUCUCUUUUACCCUUAUGUAA
This is a messenger RNA of Paramuricea clavata, 9630 nucleotides long. The record is from the annotation of a GenBank genome assembly. NCBI's taxonomy places the organism in Eukaryota, Metazoa, Cnidaria, Anthozoa, Malacalcyonacea, Plexauridae.